Myzus persicae (green peach aphid) is the source of this 2769-nucleotide messenger RNA. RefSeq names its product E3 SUMO-protein ligase KIAA1586-like. Lineage: Eukaryota; Metazoa; Arthropoda; Insecta; Hemiptera; Aphididae. The transcript has 3 exons. The record is from RefSeq and is a predicted model, not a curated record. The coding region runs from base 1038 to 2756 and encodes 572 amino acids.
ACAAUUUUAUUGUAACAAUGUAAGUUUUUAUUUUUUUCUAAAAUUUUAGUAUUAAACUUUUAAGAAACUACAAGUGUGUAAGGUUAAUAAUCCGCACGAUCGCGAUGUAUUUUAUUUACUGGUGUCCGUUUUAGUUUUAAAUUCUAAAAAUUUGACUUAUUACCUAGUUACCUACUAAUAAUUAACUUACAUUUUGAAAACGGAGUGGUCGUUAUUUUGUAAUAUCAUCUUUGGCAAUAACUUGCAAUAAUUACACACAUGUAGCUUGAUAGUGUAUUAAUAUUAAAUACUUAUAUUGUUUAUUAAUUUUUAUUAAUUAAAUUAAGAUGAAUUCCAAUAAACGAAAGGAAUCAAAUAUCGCCCCGAAAAUAACAAAUUUUUUUUGCUCUUUACCGAAGAAAGCCAAGAAAAAUGAUGCAACGAACACAUCAAGAAAUAAAAAUGUGCGUCUUAACUAUAAUACUAGAUCUGAUGAAGAAGAUAACCCAGGAACUGAUGAUUUGGUGCCAGUAAAAUACAAUAAUAUAUCAUUGACCUGUACAGAUACAUCAAGUAAAAAAGGAGAUGAAGAUUAUGUAGGAGUUCAAAAUUUGGAUACAGUUUAUGAAACUUCUCCUUUGGUAAUACAUUUAAAUAUGUAAUUAUUUAUAUGUUGUCAGUACUUAUUACUGUACCUAUAUAUUUUAAUAUUUAGUGUUAACUAUGUAACAAUUAGUAAAUUUAAAUUAUAUUAUUGACGUUUAAUGUGAUUUUAGGUUACAGCAUGGCCUUCAGAAUGGACUUUUGAACAAUGGCAAGCAAAAAAUAAUGCUUAUCCGUGGUUGAUUUGUGCCAAUGGUAAAAUUGGAUGUUCAGUUUGUCAAGAAAUUGGUAAUAUUUACAAUUUUAAGAAUAGUUUUGUUGAAAUAUCACCAGAGUGGGCUCAGUGUAGCGUAAGUGGAGGAACCAGUUGUGAUAAAAAAACAAGGCUUACUGUUUUUCGCAAUAAAAUAAAAAAACACAGAACUUCAUUAGCUCAUAAAUCCGCCACUAAUAUUAUGCACGAAAAGAAUUCUGACAAUCUAACAAAACAAUUUGAGAACAUUUUUCUUAAAAUAAAUAAAUCUACAGUUACAAUUUUCCGUACAGCAUAUUAUAUUUCUAAAAACAAUAGGCCUUUUAGUGAUCAUUCAAAGCUUCUUGAAUUACAAAAUUUAAAUGGUAUCAACACUGGAAUAACUCUCCAAUCACGGUUUUCAUGUACUCAGAUUAUAGCUCAUAUAUCCAUGAAAAUGAAGGAAAAAAUUGUGAGUAAUAUUGUUAAAUCUGGUUCAAAAAUAUCUGUUUUAAUUGAUGAAUCCACAACAUUAAGCACUUUAUCUACAAUGGUAGUAUACAUUAAAACAUCAAUAUCAUCGGAAGACCCAAUUUCAAUUUUUUUGGACCUUGUUGAGCUUAAUCUACAAACAGCAGACAAUAUUGUUAAUCAGCUCAUUGAUUGCCUGCAUAUAUCUGGAUUUGAUGAUAACUUUUUAAAAAAUAAUUGGAUUUCUUUUGUUAGCGAUGGUGCAAGUGUUCUUGUUGGUAAAAAAAAAGGAGUGGCCAAACAACUGAAGAGAAAAUAUCCUUUGAUUUUCAGCUGGCAUUGUUUGAACCACAGACUUGAAUUAGCAGUAAAUGACACUAUGAAGGACUUGAAUGCUAUAAACCAUUUUAAAUCAUUUAUUGAUUCAUUAUAUGUUUUGUACAACAAUUCGCCAAAAAACAAAAAUGAAAUUAAAGAAAUUUGCAGUGAGUUGGAUAUUAUUUUUCUAAAAAUUGGAAGGGUUCUUGACAUAAGAUGGGUUGCUAGUAGCUGGAGAGCUGUUCAGGCAGUGUGGAGAACAUUCCCUGCUUUAUGCAAACAUUUUUUAUCUUCAUCAACUGAUACAACAAAAGACUCAAAAUCUAGAUCAAAAUAUUUGGGUUUAUAUAACAAAUUAUGUAGUCCAGAAUUUUUACUAGAUUUAUCAUUAAUGUGUGAUGUACUUUCUGAACUAUCUACCUUAUCAUUACAUCUUCAAAAACAAACAAUUACACUUUUAGAAGCUGACAGUAGUAUUAAAAGAACAAUACGAGUUAUAGAAUCUUUUAAAAAUAAUAGUGGUGAUCACAUGAGAACAGCUGACAUUGCAAAAAGGGAUAUGACUUUCAAAAAUAUAAAGUUAUCUCAUUUCUCAAAAAUAGUACCAAUUAAUAAAAAUCAAUUUAUUACUAGUAUAUGCAAUAAUUUAAAAGAACGAUUAUUAGAAAACGAAGAUGACUUCUAUUUAAUUCAAGAUAUUUCAAUAAUUGACAAAACCACUUGGCCUUCAAAUGUAGAUAUAAGGUACGGCGAAAAAGAAAUUAAACGUUUAUGUCAACGUUUCAUGUUGAACAAAGACAAUGCAAUUAAUGGUUUUAGGGUAUACUUGGAUAGUAAUGGUCUUCAAAAUACUAUUGUGGAACUGGUAAAUUGCAUCAAAACAUUUCCCUGUUCUACUGCAGAUUGUGAAAGAGGUUUUAGUCUUUUAAAUCUAAUAUGCACUGAUCUCAGAAAUAAGUUAACAGUAUCAAAUAUCGCAAACUUAAUGUUUUUAAAUAUAAACGGGCCACCUCUGAAUCAAUGGAAUCCAGAAGAAUAUGUUAAAUCAUGGCUAAUAAGCCAACAUAGAGAUGCUGAUGAUACUAGAACAAAGAUAUUGAAAACUGAUGAACCCAAUAUUGAAUACAAAAAAUCUUUGUGGAAUAUUCUAUAGGUUUUAUUGUUGU